Lates calcarifer (barramundi perch) is the source of this 1263-nucleotide messenger RNA. Its product is annotated as poly(rC)-binding protein 3. Gene Ontology annotation, cellular component: cytoplasm; nucleus. The record is from RefSeq and is a predicted model, not a curated record. NCBI's taxonomy places the organism in Eukaryota, Metazoa, Chordata, Actinopteri, Centropomidae. Gene Ontology annotation, biological process: regulation of gene expression; regulation of RNA metabolic process. Gene Ontology annotation, molecular function: mRNA binding. The transcript is spliced from 13 exons. The annotation marks the transcript as partial.
CAGGGAUUCCUCUCCUGCCCUCUCCCCCCCCUCGGAGCGCUGUCUGUGAUCUCAUCUGCACAACAUCCACUGGACUUAAGUUCCACAGUUGAUUUGAUGUAAAUACGCUUCUGCUGUCGAGGCGCAGCAAAGUGUAUCGGCCAGGCGUCUGGUCCCCCCAUUCUGCUGGAAGGCUGCCAGCCACAGGUCACAUGACCUGGAAGAAAAAACCUAGGAGAGUUUUGGGAUCCCUCUUUGCAUGGGCUGGCUAUCAACCUGAAGGGAAGUCCAAAGGCUGAUGAACUGAUCUGUGUGAGACCACACUGCUCUGGUGUCCUAUAUGCCCUGGGAACACAACACCCAGCACAAAUCUGGUGACUGGCUGGCUGGAAUACCGCCCUACUCCUUCUCCUUCUGAGGACAUCCCAAUCCAGGACUGGUCUUACCCCCCCUCCCCCCAGCAUGGAGCCCACCAAAGUCCAAUCAGAGGGAGGCCUCAACGUCACCCUGACCAUCCGCCUCCUCAUGCAUGGAAAAGAGGUUGGAAGUAUAAUUGGAAAGAAAGGGGAAACAGUAAAAAAGAUGCGAGAAGAGAGCGGAGCGCGGAUCAAUAUUUCCGAGGGCAACUGUCCAGAGAGGAUUGUCACCAUCACUGGACCAACAGACACCAUCUUCAAGGCUUUUGCCAUGAUUGCCUACAAGUUUGAAGAGGACAUAAUCAAUUCCAUGAGCAACAGCCCAGCGACCAGCAAGCCCCCCGUCACCUUAAGGCUUGUAGUGCCAGCCAGCCAGUGUGGAUCCCUCAUAGGAAAAGGAGGCUCCAAAAUAAAAGAAAUGAGAGAGUCCACAGGGGCCCAGGUUCAGGUGGCCGGGGACAUGCUGCCCAACUCGACAGAACGUGCAGUGACAAUCUCCGGGACCCCAGAAGCCAUCAUCCAGUGUGUCAAACAAAUCUGUGUGGUAAUGCUGGAGUCCCCACCUAAAGGUGCCACCAUCCCUUAUCGCCCAAAGCCGGCCUCCACCCCAGUCAUUUUUUCUGGCGGCCAGGCCUACACAAUUCAGGGACAGUACGCCAUACCACACCCAGAUCAGUUGACCAAGCUCCACCAGUUGGCUAUGCAGCAAACCCCCUUUACCCCUCUCGGACAGACCACCCCUGCUUUCCCUGGUACGUACCCACAAGGCCCUUUAGAUUCUUCCUUCUCUUUGCAUCCAGAAACAUUUUUCUCUUCCCCUACCUUGCACCUUAUCUCUCUUUUGGCACAGCAUGACUCGGCCCCUGUG